Molecule: messenger RNA, 237 nt
Organism: Prunus armeniaca (apricot)
Lineage: Eukaryota; Viridiplantae; Streptophyta; Magnoliopsida; Rosales; Rosaceae
Source: the annotation of a GenBank genome assembly
AUGUCAGUACUUGAUUAUGAGCCGGAACUUUUUCCAGGGCUGAUCUAUCACAUGAAGCAGCCGAAGAUUGUUCUUCUUAUAUUUGCAGGGAAAAUUGUUAUUACGGGUGCGAAGGUAAGAGAGGACACGUAUAAGGCCUUUGAGAACACAUCCCCUGUCCUCACAGAGUUCAGGAAGGUCGAGCAAUGGUGUGUCUCCCUCACUCCCAAGAGCGAAAACAAAAAAUCUGUUGCUUGA